UGAUCUUGAAAAUGAUAAUGAUAAAGUUAUAGUUAGUAUGAUAGCAGACGCUUUCAUAAGUCAGUGUUUUGUUUUCUCGCGGCCAGUGCGGUUGACAGUUGGAAUAGUGAAGUGAUUUGAAAAUGGAGCUAAAUACGACAGAAUUUGAUUGGUUCAGCACAACUGUGGUGCCUGAGAGUGUACCGGUGACAGAGAGUCCUGAUAUAUCGACAUGGCUGACGAAUAUAUUUUUGCAGCGCGCGGCAACCACCGGGAGCUUCUGGCAGGGCUUCCUCGCCUCCCUAUCCGUCGUCAUAGUCUCCGAGCUCGGCGACAAAACCUUCUUCAUCGCCGCCAUCAUGGCCAUGAAGCAUCCUCGCAUCAUCGUCUUCGCCGGCGCCAUAUCUGCCCUCGUCUUCAUGACAAUCCUAUCUGCCGCUUUCGGCUGGAUAGCGACAUACAUACCAAGGAUAUACACGUAUUAUAUCAGCGCAGCGCUCUUCGCUAUAUUUGGUAUCAAGAUGCUAAGGGAUGGGUGGAAGAUGGAUCCGAAUGAGGGACAGGAGGAGCUGGAGGAGGUGCAGAGUGAAUUGAAAAGGAGGGAGGAUCAGGACGAAAAAGAAGAGACCUUAGACAUGCUAGAACAGGGUCAAGCAGAGAAUCGACGGCGGAAACGAAACGCCGUUAUUAAGGUGCUCCUCCAAGCCGCGACCCUAACGUUCCUCGCCGAGUGGGGCGACCGAUCGCAGCUGGCGACCGUCGUGCUGGCGACGCGCGAGAACGCGGUCGGCGUCGUGGUCGGCGGCUCGCUGGGACACGCGCUGUGUACCGGCCUGGCGGUCAUAGGAGGCCGGAUGGUGGCGCAGAAGAUUAGCGUUAGGACUGUGACAAUAAUCGGUGGUCUGGUGUUCCUCUUCUUCGCCGUGAGCGCGCUGUUCAUGGGCCCCGACUAAUAUAGACAAUCCGUACGUUGACCAGGCGUGGAUCACUCCGCGAUUUCGUCGCGUCGCAACAAGUGGCUAGCCAUAGGCCGCGCGUGGCGCUUGAGCCACCUAGCGGUCAUAUCUGUCCUAAUCGUAAUAGACGCGUUUUGUUUAGAGAGUGAAUCUUCUGUACCUAGUACUAUUAUUUAUUCUGUGCUGUGGUUUAUUUUCCAAAAGUGUUUUUCAAUAAAGAGACACGUCAAGAUCGUGUAGUCUUUUUCUAAAUGCUUAAAUAAAACGAGUUAUAAUAGAGAUCUAUUUAGAACAAAACAUGUUGUCAAUUGUUUACGAGUGCAAAUUCAUGCUUUAUUUAUAUUGUUCAUACAUAAUUAUUAUAUAUUGUGAAAUGCGAUUUGUAAUCCUAGACAUAAUGAAAGCCAUGAAUACAUAAUAGUAUAGGGUCUAUAAGUAUGAUACAAUUGUAAAGAAAUCUCUUGGGUUAGGUUUUAUAAAGGUAUAAAUUACAAUAUUGGCAACAUGCAACACGCACUGGCAACAUUGAUUAACACUUGCGAGACCAAUGAUGAUCUCCUUUAGGCGGUGUUGCCAAUUUAAAAUUGUAAGAGCUUUACAAAAUCGGGCCCAGUUGUAUUAAGAUACAGAAACAGACAACGCAAGUAAUGUGACAGGAGACAUAUAAUUCUGUUUAACACAACCGGGGUGUACGCAGCUCGCUGCGUUACUCAUCUGGAAUCGGCCUUUAGUAUCAAAUAAUUGUAAUGUUCAGUCCGCCAUUUUAGCUACAGAAGUACACAUGUAACGUUGUUUUUCAUCACACUUGCUAGGCGAUGCGGUCCGUAAAUCCUAAAUUUCGACCUAGGGCUGUAAUGUACGUCCGAAAUUAGGCAGAAGUUUUAUUUUAUUUUCCUCAAAAGUGAUGAAAAACAUUGUGUGCCACAAGCGGUACAGGAAUCGUGUUAAUUAAGCCCACGCCAAUUCACAUGCGUUCGUAAAUUCUUGUUUACCGCCCUUAAUACACUACUAUUAGGGUCGAUCAACUAUUUCUUGUUGUUAUUCUGUCCCAUCAGCCAGGAGACAAUAGUAGCAUAGUUUCUUAGAAGAGCUGCUGUACCAUGUUCUACAAACGUGCUAGGCCUUAACUACCAAAAAUUUCAGGUUUGAUUCAUUUAAAUACGAAAUAACUAGUAUUUUAAGAGUGACCCAGGAGACCGUAACCAUGGCAACUAGUGACAAGAAAAAGUUGAUUCACCCAUUAAAGGCCCGUUAUUCUAUCCGUAACUAUUUAUAUUACUUGGUAUAUCUAGGAGUGUUUUGUAUAGAUGGUCUGUGAUAUAAUCUUAUUUUGUGAAUAACAUGUCUUAAUGACGUAGAGUAGAUAUCUCGACCAUUAUCCAUUUUUUUGCGUUUAAAUUACUCAUGUGAUAUAUCUAUAUCGCGUUCUACAGGGUGAUCCAGAACUCCUAAUGAAUAAAUGUACCAGUGAUGGACACUGUCCGAAUAAUUGCCUCAUUUAAACGUAAUUCCAAGCAAUAUAGGUGACAAACUGUGUCAACUAUAGGAAUUGCGUUGUUUAAUACUAGGACAUUUACCUUAUUAAUCAAAUAAUCUGUAGGAAUCAGUCUUAAAAUGCAGGUAAAUUUUUUAUACAUAUUUUUUUGCGUCAAGACUUAGUGGUAGUACUUAUUUUGAAAACAGUUGUCUAAAUUUUGCUUCUCUUAAAUGUAUCUUGUUUAAUGUUAACUCAUUUCAAAAAUUCUCACUUGAUUAAUUGAAAAAUUCGGGAGGAACAAAUUUAAAAACAAACGCCAGAAAAUUUGUGAACGUGUAGUUAUCUGCAAAGGACUGUAAGUUAUCUUCGACGAAGAUAUUUUACAAGUUCUAAUGUAUGUAUGUAAACUAUUGUUAAAUACCGAUUAAGUUUAUUUUUUAUAAGUACAAAAGUGAACGCCGUAUCAUGUUUGAUGCUUUUGUUAAGUGUUGAAUUAUUUAAAGUAUUAUUUUUUAUGUAAAAUUGAAAUAAAAUUAGAUGUAUAUA
This is a messenger RNA of Cydia splendana, 2958 nucleotides long. RefSeq names its product putative divalent cation/proton antiporter TMEM165. NCBI's taxonomy places the organism in Eukaryota, Metazoa, Arthropoda, Insecta, Lepidoptera, Tortricidae. Bases 123 to 932 code for a protein of 269 amino acids. The record is from RefSeq and is a predicted model, not a curated record. Gene Ontology annotation, cellular component: Golgi apparatus. Gene Ontology annotation, molecular function: manganese ion transmembrane transporter activity; calcium ion transmembrane transporter activity. The transcript is spliced from 6 exons. Gene Ontology annotation, biological process: manganese ion transmembrane transport; calcium ion transmembrane transport; Golgi calcium ion homeostasis.